Messenger RNA from Candida tropicalis MYA-3404, 1722 nucleotides. It is a transcript of the gene ECM3, whose product is annotated as putative ATPase. The transcript has a single exon. NCBI's taxonomy places the organism in Eukaryota, Fungi, Ascomycota, Pichiomycetes, Serinales, Debaryomycetaceae. Gene Ontology annotation, cellular component: membrane. Gene Ontology annotation, biological process: transmembrane transport. The coding region runs from base 1 to 1722 and encodes 573 amino acids. The record is from RefSeq and is a predicted model, not a curated record.
AUGUCAGAUGGGAAACUACUGUUGGGGCUAGUGAUUUACUCUGCAGUUAAACCAAUUUUCAAGAUUUAUUUUAUCAUCGCAUUAGGAUUCCUUCUAGCCAAGCGAAAUAUUCUUAGUGUUGCAACAUGUAGAGAUUUAUCUGAUACUGUUGUUAGUGCAAUUAUGCCAUGUUUGGUGUUUACUAAUAUUGUUUCAUAUUUAAAAUCCUCAGAUAUUAAAUUCAUUGGGAUCAUUUUUUUCACCGGGACAUUAUUAUUUUUGGUAGGUGGGCUUAUUGCAUACUUGAUUUAUAUUACUACCAAAGCACCUAAAAGAUGGAUGGGAGGUUUGAUUUCAGUAGGGAUCUUCCCAAAUAUCAGUGAUUUACCAAUUGCAUAUUUACAAACCUUUGCCAAGGGAGGUGUUAUUCUUACUUCCGCACAAGGGGAAAAGGGUGUUGCCUAUGUGUGUAUCUAUUUAAUGGUGAUGGUUAUGUACCAAUUUUCAUUGGGAUUAUUCCGUCUUAUUGAAUAUGAUUUUAGGGACGAGCUUCUAGAUAAAACAGAUGAAGAAGAGAAAAUUUGCACGGAUUCCGAGGGUAGUGAGAGACAUCCAGAUGUAUCAAAUGCAAGUGCUGCUUCUUCAGAAAAGAAAGCUUCCCCUCAUGAUACUAUUGACCAACGUGUGUGUGAACAAAACCAUAGUAACUCCGAUAUUGACAACGAACUUGAUGAUGAUGAUGAUGAUGAUGAUGAUGAUGAUGUUGAUGACAUCGAAGAGGAUGAAGAUUCAUCAAUGAGUAGCAGGGCUGUUGCUUCCGAUAGAUCAUUGGAUUCACAAGAGGAUCAUCAACAUGAAGCAUUUUUAAGAGCAAGAGCUAAAGAGGGACGCCAACAAUCACGUAGCCCAAUCAACCCAGAAGGCUCGGAAUUGAGACCUAGAACAUCAUAUUCAUCAGAAAAUAGCGCUCCAUACAGUUUACAUCUGGUUGUGUCAAGAGCAAGUGAUCUUCGAAGACAACAAUCCCAAACAGUGAGAGAUGUCAUUAACGAGUAUUCUGAAUUUGAUGCCUUGAGAAGUAAUGAAGUUAAAAGAACAAGAACUGCUACAUCUGAACUUGCAGUUGAACCAAAGGGAGAAGAGGAAACAUCUAAAGUGAAAGCUUACUUGAAGCAAUUAAUGAAAAAUAUCACCACUCCAAACUCACUUGCGUUGAUUAUAUCUAUAGCUAUUGCCAUGGCUCCACCAUUAAAGGCAUUAUUUAUUAAAACCAGUUUUUAUAUGCCAAAUGCACCAGAUGAAUUACCACCAUUAUCAUUUAUUCUAGACUUCACAAGUUAUGUUGGUGCUGCUUCAGUUCCAAUUGGUUUGCUUUUAUUAGGAACAACUUUAGCUAGAUUGCAAGUUGAUAAGAUGCCACCUGGUUUUUGGAAGACGGCAUUGUUGAUAACCAUUGCAAGAUUAGUUAUUCUUCCUAUUUUUGGUGUUGGUUUAACCACUGGUUUCUACCGUGGAGGAUGGUAUGGUGAUGACUUUUUGGUUAGAUUUGUCAGUGUUUUAGAGUUUGGAUUACCCAAUGCCACAUCAUUAGUUUAUUUUACUGCAUUUUAUACCGACCCUGCUGCUGAAGAGCAUUUACAAAUGGAUUGUUUGGCCAUUUGUUUGAUUUGUCAGUAUGCCGUGUUGUGGAUUUCUUUACCAUUUUUAACCACAUUUACCUUAAAAGUUUCAUUGGGAUUAUAA